Tetranychus urticae (two-spotted spider mite) is the source of this 3071-nucleotide messenger RNA. It is a transcript of the gene Notum, whose product is annotated as palmitoleoyl-protein carboxylesterase notum. Gene Ontology annotation, molecular function: hydrolase activity. Lineage: Eukaryota; Metazoa; Arthropoda; Arachnida; Trombidiformes; Tetranychidae. The record is from RefSeq and is a predicted model, not a curated record.
UAAUCUUCUCAUUCACUGUGUAAUCUUUUAAUUGUCCUGGUCAAUUCCAGGUCAAUUUACUGUUUCCCUUUGGUCUGUUUUAAGCACUAAUUUUGCUUCUUCAAAGGUUAUAUCGUCUGCUUGCCUUCAUAAUCAUUUCAACCUGUUCUCAACUCAAUCUGUUUUAUUUCACUGUUAACAUUUAUUCACUUGUUGAUUGUGAGUUUGCCUCUGUGUAUGCGUACCUUGACAAAUUUUUAUCCUAAUGUCUUCACUUUUCGUGAUUUAUUUGUAUCCAUCAUCGUUCACAACAUCAACAAAUUUCAUCCUUUACCUUUUCAAUCAUCUGUGAAUUUGUGAUUGAUCCUUUUCUCCCUCUUUUUACCCUUUUUUUGUUUACAAAUUUUCUCUUUUUUCCCCAAUUAUUCAAAAUGUUGUUUAAGUUAAUAUCUUUAUCUUAUUCUCUGCACAACUCAAUUACGAUUAAACUCUGUAUACCCUGUUUAUUAUGUUUAUUCAGUUUAGUUUGUAACAUUUAUUCUAUGCGAAUAUCACACAUCUCCAGUCAACAUCAAAGUCUCGGAAAAUUGUCCCAAGUUAUUCGUACCAAUCAAUAUCGACCUUCUUGGUCUCUUUCAACCUCACCAUCACCUUUUUUAAACAUGUCAUCCUCAUCAUCCUCAUCUAAAUUAACUCCUCUUGGUUCAUCAUCAUAUUCAUCAUUCUCAUUUAAACCAUCAACAUCUUCAGUGUUUUCCUCUUUCCUGUCAUCUUCAUCAUCAACCUCCAAUGAUCACCAAAGUGAUACCGAUAAUCUUUUCUUUAUUAAAAAUACUCCAAAUUUUUCUUCACCUCCACCUCCAUUGAAAGAUUCAACCAUUCAUACCAGUAAUCAUCGUCAUCACAAUCACCAUCAUUCAUCUCAAUCAUCAACACACCAACGAGGUCAACAAUUUUUGCAUGAAUCUCCACCUUUGAAAAGGUUUAUGUUGAAAAACAGAAAUGUUACCUGCAAUGAUGGAACCAAAGCUGGUUACUAUUACCGUUCGUCUAUUGGCUAUUCUAGACGUUGGAUCGUCUUUCUUGAAGGUGGUUGGUAUUGCUUCUCACCUUCAACCUGCCAUCAACGUUGGCUUGGAAUGAGAAAUUUAAUGACAUCUGCUCAUUGGCCACAAUCACGAUCGGUUGGAGGCAUUUUAUCACCCAAUCCUCAAGAAAACCCAUAUUUUUGGAAUGCUAAUCAUGUAUUUAUUCCAUAUUGCUCAUCCGACUCUUGGUCCGGUGAUUCACCUGCAGCCACAUCGGCCGACCUUUCCUUCCUCGGAUCACGUAUUAUUACUGAGGUAAUAAAUGAGCUAUUACUUUCCAAAGGUUUAUCAGAUGGAAAAUCCCUUCUUUUGGCGGGAAGUUCUGCCGGUGCUGGAGGUGUUCUUGUUAAUCUUGAUCGUGUUGCUGAUUUUAUCUCCUCAACAGGAUCUAAAAUUGAGGUGCGGGGUCUAAUGGACUCUGGUUGGUUUCUUGAUAAUCAACCUUUUGACUAUUCUGGUUCCUAUUCUAACAGUAAUGAUAAUAUCGAGGAUAACUUUGAUGAAGAGAAAGAUGAUUCUUUCAAUGAAGACAAAUUUGAUCAAAAAUCCUUCACAUCUUAUGGCUCAUUAUCACCUCCAUCUUCACCUACCUCUCUCAGUUCAUCAUCUUCAUCUCCAUCUUCCCCAUCAACUUGUACCAGUGCAAUAAAUUGUUCACCUAUUGAUUCAAUUAAACAAGGUAUGAAAUUAUGGAAUGGUAAAGUUCCUGAAAGUUGUCGAUUGAAAUAUCCAAAGGAACCCUGGCGAUGUUAUUUCGGUUAUCGAUUGUAUCCUACCUUAAAGACACCUCUCUUCGUCUUCCAAUGGAUCUUCGAUGAAGCUCAAAUGAUUGCAGAUAAUGUCGGUGCACCAGUGACCAAGGCUCAAUGGAACUACAUUUACCAAAUGGGACAAGAAUUGAGGAACACAUUGUCCAAUGUAUCUGCAUAUUUUGCGCCUUCAUGUAUAUCUCACAUUGUUUUAACCAAACCAAACUGGAAUAGCAUUAAAAUUAAUGGAACCAGUCUUCCUCAAGCUAUACGUUGUUGGGAAUUACAUUCCGCAUCCAAUGGAUCACCUUAUCGACGUGAUGUUAUCAGUCGAUCUCAUACUAACCAAUACUCAUCUCGGUCUUUAGUGUCAACAUCAUUUGUUGCUGAUGAAUCUCGUCCCAAUAAUGGGCCUAUUAACAAAACACCAUUUUCACCUGCUCAAGCAUCUCUUCCAAUAUCAUCUGUAAAUAUUCAUAGUAAACAACAUUAUACUCAAGAACAACAAUCUCAAAAUGUAAAACGAUCAUCAUCGGUAAUUGUACCUCAGCUUUUAACCAAAACGCCAUAUCAAAGUUUAACCAAUUUUCCUGAUAACAGUAAUAAUAUUAACAAGACUGUUGAAAACUAUAAUUACGAUUCGUAUGGAAACCGAGUAAUCAAGAAAAAGUCUAAACGUCGCCACAAGAAGCACAAGAAACGUCAACAGUUAGAAAUGGUUCGAAGUAAACGACUUGCUGCUAGACAAGAGCUUAUCCGUCUCGGUUAUCAACGCCCUCAGCGGUUGGGUAAAAACACUAAUUGUCGAUACAACCUUAUGGAUGUCUGUUCUUGGCCUCAAUGUAACUCGGGCUGUCCAAAGCUUCACAAUCCAUUUACAGGUGAAGAAGUCAAUUUCUUGGAACUUCUCAAGUCUUAUGGUUUCAAUUUAAUGGCAGUUGCUCAAGCCUUAGGAAUGGAAACUAAAACUUUGAAUGAAAUGGAGGAUGGCGCUUUAUUUCAAUUAUUUCAUAAAAAGGUGUCUUAAAUUUUUCCAGUCCAUAUUAGAAUUGAUUGUCCACUAAUUAUUGUUGAUUUCUAUGAUUUAUUGAUCAUUAUCCUAACUCGAGUGACUCUCGAAAAAAUUGCUGCAUAAAUAAUAAAGCAAGUUACAAACUCUGAAAUUAAAAUUCAGUAAUAAUUAUUUUAAUUUUGUAACCAAUCUCAACUGUAAAUAUUGUAGAUGAAAUAAAUGAAAGACAAAUUUAUUAACUAA